UUGCUUCCUUGGACUGACCGCAAAUAAUCCAGUCCUGCAAGAUUAAAAGCUGACCACUCGUCGUGUUUUUAUUAGUUGUUGUCAUCAGGUGGACAGGUAUACCUGCGGAACUUAAAGCUUGAACAGUGUGUGCUUUAGUGUAGUACAAAAUGAAUAUAUGGUGGUCCUUAUUGGGAUAUUUUAUUGGAUUCAUAUGCAUACAAGAAGUGACCUCAAAAGUACACCCCCUAACCAUUUCUGAUAGUCGACAUCAAAGAGGAUUGGUAAAGUCCAGAAUAAAGAGGCAGUUUAGAUUUAGCGGCAAUUCAGAAGAACAAGUUAAUAUACAAGACAGGAUUUAUUUCAAUGACGACAGCAAUUUCAACAGUUUUGAAGAACGGCAAUUUCCAAGACAAAACAAUAAUUUUCAGAACCCUUUUGGAGGAUUCCGUGGUCAGUCCCAAAAUGGAAAUUUUCAAAAUAAUUUGAAUAAUUUUGGAUUUCAAUCGCAAAAUGACAAUUUCCAGAAUAAUUUUAACAAUUUCGGAUUUCAGUCAUCCACAUCAAGACCACAAGGUUUUACUACUGUACCAAUUCCUGGAAUGGGUACCACAAUGUCUGCCUGUGAAUCAAGAUGCUUAACUACAUCCCAGUACAACCCAGUUUGUGGAGAUAAUAAUAUAACUUAUAGCAAUAUAGAGAGAUACAAAUGCGCGGUAAAAUGUGGUAAAAAUGUUAAAAUAGCUGCCAAUAGAGCUUGCUCGCCAUUUGGUAAAUAAGGAAGACUGAAGAAAACAAUUUGCCAUGUUAUAAUUCAAAAGUGAUUUUAGUAUAUAAAGUUAUAUAAAUUAUUGUUUUGUACUUUUUAAUAAAUGUAUCAAAAACUACUUUAUAGUUCCACUUGGUUCCACUGCCUAAG
This is a messenger RNA of Sitophilus oryzae (rice weevil), 898 nucleotides long. RefSeq lists its product as uncharacterized. Gene Ontology annotation, molecular function: protein binding; serine-type endopeptidase inhibitor activity. The record is from RefSeq and is a predicted model, not a curated record. The transcript is spliced from 5 exons. The coding region runs from base 150 to 758 and encodes 202 amino acids. Lineage: Eukaryota; Metazoa; Arthropoda; Insecta; Coleoptera; Curculionidae.